Tyto alba (common barn owl) is the source of this 4772-nucleotide messenger RNA. It is a transcript of the gene CDKN3, whose product is annotated as cyclin dependent kinase inhibitor 3. The record is from RefSeq and is a predicted model, not a curated record. Gene Ontology annotation, molecular function: protein tyrosine phosphatase activity. NCBI's taxonomy places the organism in Eukaryota, Metazoa, Chordata, Aves, Strigiformes, Tytonidae. The transcript is spliced from 7 exons. Gene Ontology annotation, biological process: protein dephosphorylation. Bases 13 to 702 code for a protein of 229 amino acids. Gene Ontology annotation, cellular component: nucleus.
GGGAGCCGCGUCAUGGCGGGGCCGGGGUCGCCUCAGGCCGGCGGGCAGAGCGGGUUGCGGUUCCCGCCGCAGCCCUCCGCGAUGCGAGCGGACGACUUUGCCUCCUCAGACGAAGACGCCGCUGAGGAGGACGUGCGGCCGCUCUGCAUCUCCUGGUUGUCUUUGUCUCCUGUCUACUCUUCUGAGUUCCUGGGAUUAUGUUCCCUUCCAGGUUGCAGGUUUAAGGACGUUAGAAGAAAUCUUCAGAAAGAUAUAGAAGAACUAAAGAACUGUGGGACCCAGGAUAUAUUUGUGCUUUGUACCAGAGGAGAGCUCUUAAAAUACCGAGUACCAAACCUCAUAGACGCCUACCAGCAGCAUGGGAUCUGUGUGCACCACUAUCCUAUUCCCGACGGGGACGCUCCUGACAUUGCCAAGUGCUGCAAAAUUCUGGAAGAGCUCAGAAGCUGCCUGGAAAGUAACCGGAAAACAAUCAUACACUGUUAUGGUGGCCUCGGACGCUCGUGUCUCGUAGCUGCGUGUCUCCUGCUUCAGCUUUUGGAUGCGCUGGCGCCUCAGCAGGUGAUAGACAGCCUCAGAAACCUGAGAGGAUCGGGGGCGAUACAGACCAUCAAGCAAUACAAUUACCUCCAUGACUUUCGAGAGAACCUGGCUGCCCACCUGGCAACAAAGGAUGCAAUAUUAAGAUCGGUAUCACGAUAACUGAGGCUGGUGUGGUGGAGCUUUGUGUCUGUGGCAGACACCCGGACAGACAUCUCACUCCCGACUUUCUCCUCGCUCCUGCCUGGGUGACGCAGCUGCUUCCAAAUCCGCCUGUAAAGUGUUGGGGUGGGGGGAAGGAAAUCCUGCAGGACGUGCAGCAUCUUCCUCUGCUUGGCAGGCUUUAAUACAUGCUGCCUUAAAAACGCACGGUGGGUAUAUUUGUCUUUGUUACUGUUCUGCUGGCGGCUUAAUGAGCUUGUUUUCAAUACAAGGAUGACUCUUGCGCCGUGUCCUCCUCACGUUUCACAGCGCCUGGGGCUGGCAGCCUGUGCAUCUGCUGCCACUGAACCGGUGGGCUGGUGUUGUCACGUCGGUGUGCUACGAGCUGCUCCAGUGACCUUCCCGAGCGGGAGGGAAGCCGGGCUGCCAGGGCAGCGGCUGCAUUUCAGUUUGUCUUCGUCUCUGUUCUCCGUGGCUGAGAACCGGGACGAGCGAUCGGCCACAAAGGAUCCGUGAGGAAACGGAAUAGUCUGUAACUCCUCACACCCGGGUGCAGACAGGCUGGCUUCUGCUCCAGCGUGCAGGGGAAGGCAAAGAGGGAGAGGUGAAGGGUAACUCUGCUGCCUUUGUAAGAGAGUCUUGCUGGGAUAAUGCAGCUAGAUAAAAACCAGAUUGCUGGAGCUGUUUUAAAAAAAAAAAAAAAUAAAAAAUCCUCAGCUCUAGCUUUAAACCGCAGGGAAGUCAAGCAUGAAAAUUUUCCUGCUGGAGUGCUUGCCCCUUACAAACUAGUAAAAACUCAUUUUAAAAUGUCACGGUUCUCAUCUUAGUGUGAUCAGGGAUAUUUAGGAAUGAGAGCCCUCGUUCCAAAAGGAGGAGGAGGUCUUAUACCGAAGAUUGUGACAAAACAAGCAGGUGGGGGUGGGGUUUAAUACAAAUAUGGUACAAAGAGACGCUGUGCUGGAGCUGUGUGGGUGAGAUUUUUGGCUGGGCCCUUGGGCAUGCGAACACUAGAGAAAGUAAAUCACUGUGCCUGUGCCAGUGACCAGCCCUCCUCUUUAACUAGACAAAGGGCAGAGAAGAUGAAGAGACUCCUCAAGAAAAUAUUUGAACUAGUUCUGUCCCGUUCUGAGGAAGCGAUGCUCGUCCACCCCAGGGCCCGGGUAUCCCCUGACGCCCUGGGAGGAGGUUUGGGCUCUGGGAACAAACCCGGGGCAGCCAGGCCGUGCCUUUCCCCGUGACACCGGCCCCGGCAGCCGAGGAGCUGCUGCCUCGGGGCUGAGGUCGCUGCGCGGUUGCUGCCCGGCUGCCCUGCCUUGCCCCCAUCUCCCCUUCCCUCCUAGUUAAUUCUGGAAGUGCUUUCCCCCAACCCCCCACACCCCCCCCCAAAGUGCUUCAAGAAUCCAGCUGGUUACAGCUCCAACACAUCGUUUGAACCCAGGCACGUGAAUGCAUGUCUAAAGGUGAUUUUUACAGAUUGUAUUUAAUUUGCUUUUACUGCCAUUCCCUUCUCCACCUCGAAGGCAGACAACAGGAACUCCUCCCGUUUCCACAGCAUAGCAUCGCUUACAGAAAAUAUUUUGCUCAAAAAGUGCCCAUCUGUCCCUUUGUCAGUACUGAACCCUUGCAGCUGCUGGCUUGCAGAUGUAUCCGAUGGCUUUUUAAGAUGGCUGAGCAGGAAAUUUGCUGACCGAGAGAAACGUUCUUUAUUUUCUCCAUCAUCUUUUGCCUCCUGGAACUCCCAAAAUCAAGGCCAGGUCCACCUUCUGAAUGCGAAAUGGCUGCUACUCCAGCUAGGCGUCCCGCGUGCUGCUCCACACACACCAGUUGCUUUCACAAGGAUUUAUUCCAGUAAAACUCAGCUGUGAGGCUCGCGUCGCCAGGCACCCAACGUUCACACCACCCAGCAGCUGGGUGGCUGCUGGUAGACACGAACCUCGUUCGAAAAAUAAAAAGGCUGAGUCCAGUUUCUAAAGAGCGUUCUCUGAAGGACUCUGCUGGGUAAUCCUCACACUUCAACACACCGGGUUCUCAUCAGAUUUUUCAACUUCUAACUUGCAUUUGUGACCUUUCUCUGCAAUGUUUUGACAGUUUAAAGACCUCUGAAAUGACAUUACUUAAAUUGUGCUAAGUAUUCCUGGCUGAAGCGGCUCCACAGCUGGCGAGGGGCUUCAGAAGAAGAAGGGGGUGUCAGGUUUUUUUUCAGUUGAACUCAGUAAAUCUCAUGUUGUUUAUUCUAGUGUACAACUUGUCUUAAAUCAGCCCAAGGGAAGGAGAGGUUUGUUUAGAAGGCUGAGGAAAGCUUGGGGCUAUGAGCCAGGAAGCCUCAUUUCUGUAACGGAUUAAUAAACAUACAAACAUAAGGAAGGGUUAAUUAGUUUUGCAUCCCGAGGCAGAAUUCCUAUCUUACAGCAAGCAGUCUCUGAAGUCGAACAGCAGGAAAAUAAAAAUAAUCCAACAGGAGCAACGUUCCCAAGUUUCCAAAAAGCCUUUCAAAAAUUCUGCUGAAAGCAGAAAGUUAUUAUUGCAGGAAAAAAUCCUCUUGUCAGCUAAGAACUGAUCGCAAGGGCCGGCAGAAUAGGAACAACGUGUCUCUGGUGAGGGGGGGGCAACGCCUGCAAGUGUUUUGGGACAGUCAGGGGAGGGGGAAAUAAAUCUCAGAGUGCUCAAUGCUUGAGCAAGGAUGGUGUGUGGAAUUACAUGUCAAUAACUGCAAAGAAAAAACACGUGAGAAAAACAAUUUUCUAUACGUAGUAAUAAGGUGGCAGGUAGGGUUACUUAGGAAAGAGAAUUUGAAGUUGCCUGAAUUCUCAUACCCCCGGUACACUAUGAAAUGAGAGGAAUUCAGAAGCAGAGAGCAGGAAACUGCCACUCUAAAUCCCCUGAGCACCCCCGUCCCACGUGAUGACAACGGUUCUGGUCUCCUCCAGCUUAGGGAAGGAACACUUGUGGAGGAGAAAGGCUAAGCACAGAGCUACGGCAGGCCUCAAAGAUUAAACAGAUUUCUUCGCUUUGACAGAUGAAGUGAUGAAGGUCUGUUCAAUCAUGCCCAGCAUAAAUAAGGUGGAAAGGGGGAAAUUUUUAAUAUGCCUCAAAAAAAUAAAAGCUUAGAGGCACCAAAGCCCAGCUGAACUUUUAAACGAGUAUUUUUUACAUCCUGAGUAAUUCCAUUGCAAAACUCACUGCCGCACGGUACCUUCCAUCCCAGGCUCCGAAAGCGCUCGAAAGGCACCUGAAUUCAUGGAAAUAAAAAUGAUUCAAGGGCUGUUUAAGAUGCCGAACGCCUGGCUCAGGACAUCAGAGGCAGGUUUCCCAACACGUUCUCCCACUAGCCAGGCAGAUGCUCACCACCUGCCCUGCUUCACAUCCUUCUCCUCAGCCCUUGCCGCUGCCCAGCGCCCCGGUGCGGGAGCAUCUGCAUUUCUGGGGGAAGCCAGAGCAGCCCCUCGUACGACAUUCAUCGCACCUAACGCCCCAGAGACCCGCAGUGAACAAAUAAACAGUUUAUACAAAAAACGUUUUACUAGAACUCAAGAAACUAUUCAUUAGUCUCCAGCACAGGAAAAUGAAAAAGAUUCCUAAUUAUUACUCCUAAAUUAAGCAGCUCUUCGCAGUCACGAUUUACAAUGCAGUAUUAUCAGUUUAGCUGAAACAUUUUCCCCCCGCCCCAUCUACUAUUUAUCUGCAGACCCAUGAAAAGAAGAAAAAAAAAAAGUAGGAAAUCAGAGCUUCCCUUUUCCAGACAUAACUUGAUUGUGUUCUAGUUUUAAAAGGUAAUGCAGUCAUCCGUCAUAAAACAAACAGAUGAAUACAGCAAGUAUCUGUUCAAUUUAAAAACAAAACAAGGCACCAGGUAAAAUUAAGUGGUUUUGAAUUUAAGAUUUUUUUUUUUUUUUUUAUUGCACUAAGGAACAGCAAGGCAGUUUCACAAUCUCACUUUCUGCUUUGAAAAGGUCUGUAGUAUUACUCUUAAACUCAAGAGUAUUUUCAACAUUGGACCUGAUAAAUGUAGGUUUGUCCACUUCUUCAUAAAACGGCACAGACAUUAAAAGGAAAAAAAAAAAAAAAAAAAA